AUGACAUCUAUAUUUGGAACACUUAAAAGAAUAUUACCAAAUACAGAGGAUUGGUGGAGUACUCUAAUUGGUCUUGGAACUUUUGCAUUUUGUUUUGUAAUUUCAUUCAGCAGUAAAUCGGAUUAUACUACCGCACCAAUAUGGUCGAAUAAUCCAGGAACUUUCUUUACCGAUUCAUACUAUUGGGUUUCCAUUCCGAUUGCCUUUGUAGUUUUGCUAUUUGGAACCUAUGUACCACUUAAAUUCAUGGAGAAGCGAUUCGAUCUCAAAGGCUUUGUAUUUAUAUUCCUCCUGACGAUACUCUGUAUUAUCAUUGGAAAUCAAAAGACAUUUCAUGCCGUUGGUGUAGGUGCACCGGUUUGGUCUAUUGGCAUUGGAUUUAUGUUUUCCAACAUUGUUUUCCGAGGCUACCAUGUCUAUGUCAAUUUGAGAAGAAGAGAAGGUUACCAGACUAUUCAAGACGACCGAACCCUCGAUGAAAUGGAGAAUAGCGCCUCUCUGAAAUUAAAGGAAACCAAGUCGAUUUGGACCGAAGAUUGCAUUCCAAGGUGGUUGAAAUGUGUGUUGCUCGACGAAUACUUUAUCAAGGUGAGUCUUGUACUUUUGGCAAUGGAUUUGUUGAAGGUAAAAGAUGUUUUUGUUCCAUCUAUCAUUGUAUCAUCCGAUACCAUCUUUUUAUUCCUGUUUUUGUUUGUGGUCGGUUGGAAGAUUUGGGUUAUCGAUCGUGAUACCGCUAUGGUUGCAGCCGCCGCAGUUUCGAUUUGUGGUUCGUCCGCGGCCAAUGCCAUAGGCUCGACUAUUGGCGCAUCGAAAAGUGCAAUCUCAUUCCCUAUUGCUAUUAUGGCGAUAUGGACGGUUCCAUGCAUUGUUUUGAUGCCAAUUAUGUACACCAAGUGGCUGGAGGAUGCUCUACACUGGACCAGUCGUGAGGGUGGCGCAUGGAUAGGUGGAACCAUCGAUACUACGGGCGCGGUAGUCGCAAGUGCAGCGACGAUCGACGAUGACGCCAAACAGGCGGCAGCCAUCGUUAAAAUGUUACAGAACUGUUUGAUCGGUCCGAUUUGUCUGAUCGUGCUUAUCGGCAACAUCUAUUUGAAUAGAGAGAAGGAAUCCGAUAUCUCUGGAAAGAAAGUACUUCAAAUCCUCUGGAACAGAUUCCCAAAGUUUGUUCUUGGUUUCAUCUCUGUUUGUUUGAUAUUGUUGGCAUUGCCUAGCUCCGAUUGGAAAACACAGAUCAUCAACACCUCUUUGUUGGGAAGCUCUUGGUUUGAAACAAUGGGAUUCGUUUGUAUCGGGUUGAACAUCAACAUCACAGAGAUUUGCAACAAUCUAAGUGUAAUGAAACUAUUGGUUUUCUACCUUUUGGCUCAAGCAUUCGAUAUGUUUACAACUGGUUUAUUAACAAAUUAUGCAUUUUAA
Molecule: messenger RNA, 1419 nt
Organism: Heterostelium album PN500
Lineage: Eukaryota; Evosea; Eumycetozoa; Acytosteliales; Acytosteliaceae
Product: YeiH family protein
Exons: 1
Coding region: 1-1419 (472 amino acids)
Cellular component (GO): plasma membrane
Source: RefSeq, a predicted model, not a curated record